ACAGUUAAACUUGCUCCCCCUUCGUCAAUUGACUCUUUUUUGCUCACCACGCGCGAGUGGAGCAACGCUCUACCUGACAGCUGUCACCUGUUGACCGGGAUAUAAAACUACUGACUCGUCGAUUAACAUUCGCAAAAGAAACCCCUAUAAGAAUCUUUAAGCACGAACCAUAUCAUUUAUCCGAAGCGAUUUAAUUUUCCUUUUCGGCAGGUGUAGGUCUUCUGUGAGCGGACGUAUCACGGGACUGUUACAUUUUCAGGGGAAAUAUGAACAAGUGGAUAUUACUAUUAUCUGUGUGUCUGCACGUUGGCUCAGCAACAUUCGACCUACCAUCAUUUUCAUAUGAAGAGCACUCAUUCCUAGACCCUGAGGAUGUUCUGAGUGUCAGCAUCCCUCUGGAACGCCCACAGCGCCCUCUACUGGGCAGCACCUUGGUGCUUCCCUGCUACUUCCAGGACCACACGGUCAAUGACCCGGGAGCCCCCACCAUAGCCCCCCUCUCCCACCGCAUAAAAUGGAGCCACGUCACCAAAGACAAGGUGUCAGUCAUCCUGGUCGCUAUGGAAGGAAAAAUACAGGUAGAGGACAAGUACCUGGACAGGGUUCACAUGGUGGGAUACCCAAUGACCCCCACAGACGCUAGCAUUAAGAUCACAGAGCUGCACUCCAAUGAUUCGGGCGCCUACCGCUGUGAGGUCCAGCAUGGCAUCGAGGACAGCCAUGACACAGUCCAAGUUCAGGUCCAAGGCAUUGUGUUCCACUAUCGUGCUAUCACUACCCGCUACUCUCUGACCUUUGAGAAGGCGAAGGCAGCAUGUAUUCAGAACAGUGCUGUCAUUGCCUCCCCUGAACAGCUGCAGGCUGCCUACGAUGAUGGCUUUCACCAGUGUGAUGCAGGCUGGCUCUCUGACCAGACUGUCAGGUACCCCAUCCAUGACCCUCGACGGAACUGCUACGGUGAUAAAGAGGAGUUACCGGGGGUGAGGACCUACGGAGUAAGAGAUGUCAACGAGACCUAUGACGUGUACUGUUUCGCUGAGAAGAUGACAGGCAGGGUGUUCUACUCUGGGUCUGUGGCUAAAUUCACCUACGCUGAGGCUGAGGAGCAGUGUUCAAAUCUGGAUGCCCAGUUGGCCACGACCGGCCAGCUCUACCUGGCAUGGCAGGCUGGUUUGGAUGUCUGCAACGCAGGCUGGCUGGGGGACAGAAGCGUCCGCUACCCUAUCAACAUCGCCCGGGCGCAGUGCGGAGGCGGACUGCUGGGCGUGAGGACCGUGUACCUGCAUUCCAACCAGACAGGAUACCCCAAGCCAGAGUCUCGAUAUGAUGCCUUCUGCUUCACAGAAUCCCCAGAUGAGGACAGCUCAGGAAGUGGCAUGCUGACUGUCACCACGGUAACCGAGAGCCCCGGGGUGUUCCUCAAGAAGACCACCACUGAAAGCGAGGCACUGGGAGAACUGGUCACUCAGAGGCCCACUAGUCCCGACUUCGCCUACACCACUGAGCUGCCCCUGCCGGAGCCCCCCAGCGUCACAGAGGUCAUCUCUGAGGAGGUGGAGAGAGCCACUGCCAGGCCAGACGUCGGGGCAGAGAUCUGCAGAGAGAAUGGGCCGUGCUAUGUGCUGCCCCCUACAGGUGUGGUGUUCCUCUACCGCGCUGCCUCCAAACGCUACUCCUUCACCUUUGUGGAGGCCCAGCGGGCGUGUCAGAGUGUCGGAGCCUCCAUCGCAACCCCAGAGCAGCUGCAGGCAGCCUACCAGGCAGGGUACCACCAGUGUGAUGCUGGUUGGCUGCUGGAUCAGACUGUCAGGUAUCCCAUCGUGUCUCCGAGGGAGAAGUGUGCUGGAGACCUGGAGCACCUGCCGGGCGUGAGGUCUUAUGGCCUGAGGCCCGCAGAUGAGCGAUACGAUGCGUACUGCUACAUCGAUAAGCUCAAGGGUGAGGUGUUCCAUGCAGGGUCUGGUGAUGGUUUUACCUACGACGAGGCCCUGGCCCACUGCCAGGAGCAGAACGCCUCUCUGGCCUCCACUGGAGAGCUCUACGCUGCCUGGAGGCUGGGCUUCGACAAGUGCCGUGCUGGCUGGCUCCUGGACCAUAGCGUCCGCUACUCCAUCAAUAAGCCCCGGGCCCAGUGUGGUGCAGGGAGGGCUGGGGUACACACAGUCUAUGCCCAUCCCAACCAGACUGCCUACCCAGCUCUGGAUGCCAGAUAUGAUGCCUACUGUUUCAGAGUGGACAUCUUACUUCUGGCCAAUGAAACUGGAAUGAACAUCACAGAAAUAGAAGAAGCUCUGAUUAACCGUACAUCAACAACUGAUUUACUGAGACCAGUCCUCCCCUCCAUCGCUCCUCCCAUCUCUGUAGAGCAGUUCGGUUCUGGUUCUGGGGCAUCUGGUGCCAGUGGAUCUUCAGGCGAUCAUUCUGGAGAUUUAUCAGGGGACCAUUCUGGUGUUCUGACCGGGUCUGGAGACAUGUCCGGUUCUGGUGACUCCUCUGGCAGUGGGAGGUCUGACAUUCCCAGUGGAGCGUCUGGCCUGACCAGCGGAGAGCUGUCUGGUUCCGGGCUCAGCGGAGAGCUGUCUGGUUCCGGGCUCAGCGGAGAGCUGUCUGGUUCAGGGCUCACCGGAGAGCUGUCUGGUUCCGGGCUCAGCGGAGAGCUGUCUGGUUCCGGGCUCAGCGGAGACGGUUCUGUGAUAGACGUGGUUCUCUCAGGAGGCGGUGCUGUCCUGUCUGGGGAGGGCUCUGGAUCUGCUGGCCCUCAGGAGGCAGGGGAAGGAAGCACUGGGAUCCUGACCUUCCCCUCUGGGAUAGGCUCAGGGAUGAUCAGUGGCAGUGGUUACCUGUGGGGAUCCGGCAGUGGCUCUGGCCUCAUCUCAGGCAGCUCAGGGGAGUUUUCCGGAAUGUCUUCUGGAUCCGGCUCAAGUGCCAUUGCGGAGUUUUCUGGAUACAGUGGUUUUCCAUCUGGGGUCUAUCCCUCAGGAACCAGUGGCUUGUCCGGGGAUGAAUCAGGCAGUGGAGAUACUGUGAUCAUGCUGAUCGAUGGUCAACUGUUGGAGGUGUCCACCUCACAAACUGGCAGGGAGAAGGAGCUAGGGAAGGGCGGCCUGGAGUUCAGCGGCUCUGGGGACAGCUCUGGGGACAUCUCGGGGUCCGGCGGGAUGGCGAGCGCUGACCUCAGUGGCUCAUCCUCCGGGAGUGGCUCAGGGUUCUUCUCAGGGGUGACCUUCUUGGGGUCAGGGUUCACCGACCUCACAGGGUCAUCCUCAGGAGAGCAGGAGGCAUCUGGGUUCUUACAUUAUGGUUCUGGAGGAGGGAGUGGAGGGUCUGGGUCUGGAGCUUCAGGCCUCCCCUCCGGGGCCGCAUCAGGGAUCUUUGGAUCUGGCUCCUCUGCCAGCGGAGAGGAAGAAAUCAUUAUCUUCACAACCGGUGAUGUCCUGACUGAGGUGUCCACCAGGACAUCGGUCUCCAUGGAGCUGGGGAAGGGGCCCGUGGAAAUCAGUGGGGAGGGAAGCACCAGCAACAACUUUCAUUCAGGCAGCGGGGAGACCUACCCAACCCCAGCCAGCGGAGUCUACUCUGGGGCUCACUCUGGAGACAUCCCCCUGGUGACGCUGUCCUCCACUUCCGAUGACAAGGCACUGACUGGGGGCACAGUAGGACCAGAAGAGGCCUUGGCUGGAGCUGAGCUGGUGGAGAACUAUGGGCAGGUCUAUGUGACCUUCAGCCCUGUCCUGGCUCCUGCAGGUCUAGCUGCUGCUGCCACGACAGCCUCUGCUGUCUCCUUGCCGACUCCUGCUGUGAUGGAAGAACCCGCGUCAGUCCUGGUUGAUCCAAACCCAUGUGACCCCAACCCGUGUGGUGCUGGGUCAUGCUCAGUACAGGAUGGGGUGGGUCUGUGCCACUGUCCUCCUGGGCUGGGAGGAGUGGGGUGCCAGUAUGAGGUUGAUGUGUGCCAUUCCAACCCUUGCGACAAUGGAGCAACCUGUGUGGAAAUUGUGGACUCUUACAAAUGCUUAUGCCUGCCCAGCUACGGAGGGGACCGCUGUGAGAUCGAUGAGCAGCACUGUGAGGAGGGAUGGACUAAGUUUCAGGGGAACUGUUACCUGCACUUCUCUGAGAGGGAGACCUGGCCAGAGGCAGAACAGCGAUGCAGGGACCUCAAUGCACACCUGGUCAGCAUCAUCACCCCUGAGGAACAGCACUUUGUCAACUCUAAUGCUCAGGACUACCAGUGGAUCGGCCUGAAUGACAUGACAAUGGAGAAUGAUUUCCGCUGGACAGAUGGAACCCCUCUGCAAUAUGAGAACUGGAGGCCGAACCAGCCUGACAACUACUUCAACUCUGGAGAGGACUGUGUUGUGAUGAUAUGGCAUGAGAACGGCCAGUGGAAUGAUGUCCCCUGCAACUACCACUUGCCCUUCACCUGCAAGGCUGGCCCAGUGUCAUGUGGGUCUCCGCCCGUGGUGGAGAAUGCCAGGAUGUUUGGCAACAGGAAGGAGCUGUACCCAGUCAACUCCAUCAUCCGCUACCAGUGUAACCCAGGCUUCAUGCAGCGUCACCUGCCUGUGGUCCGCUGCUUGGCAGACGGACAGUGGGAGAAACCCCAGGUGGAAUGUAUCAACUUAGCAUUCAGCAACAGAAUACAGAGGAGAACCACCAGGAGUCGAUCAGAAUCAGCCAGCAAGCAGCUUCAUUAAGCAUGGACUGAGGGACAAGGAGUUCAUGUUUUUAGAUAGCAAUUUUAAAAGAACACGUACACUACACAAAAGCCAUGUUUAACGUACGCUGUGUCCUCCUGCAAAGACCAAAGCAAGCUUGAGAAGUCCAUGUUUGUGUUUUUUUGAAAAUGUGAUCAUUUUAAAACAGAUAAAUCAAGUGUUUUUGUUCCCAAAGAUUAUGAAAUGUUAUAAUUAUAUUUGAUUAUUUUUAUUAUUGUUUGGUUUUUAUCAGUAAUAUAAUUACAAGUUUCGGUUGGAUUGUUAUGCUGUUGAUGAGGUGAAUGUCAUUACCAUGUCCCCAACCAGACUGGAUGAAACUGUGGUGACUGCAUCAGCAGCAUCUGUCUCUCUCACAUCAAGUCCAGAACUUUCCAAGGAAAAGUCACACCAGUGGUCCAUAUUGCACUUGGUCUGGAUGGGCUGAGUUAGAUCCAUGUUCAGACAGUCUGAGAGUGUGACAGAAGCUGUCUUGGUAGUCACUAUGGGAGGAGCACUGCAUUGGCUGGUGGAUGUUCUCCAGCCAUGUCUGGUGCAGCAGAACUGAGACAGUGAAGCCUAUAACAGAGCAGCUCCUCCAACUGACAGGAAGUACAGGAAGGUACCUGAAGUCCUGUUCUGAGAAGUGUGUGAAUGUUCAAGGGAUCCUAAAGUCAAAGCUUGUUGGAUGUUUUCAGAUCUUGAAAAGUGGCUUUGAAGAUACAAAUGUCUGACUCAUUUAGGAUUUAGUGACUUAGCCCACUCUUUAGUCCACUUCUGACAAGCUGCUUUAGGAUGUAUGAAAACACCUGGCAAAAUUUCAUUUUGGAGAAAACUGCCCUAAAGAAAAAAACAUUUUAAUUUAUUUAAUCAAAGAGAAAGAAAAUGAAAAUCAACAUGCACCCUUCUAUAGUGUCUUCACCACAUACAUAAAAAUCAGUUUGGAAGAACAGAGCAAGCAAUGUGAAUACACGUCCAUUAAUUUAUUCAUUCACCUAGCAGAGGCAGUACAGUAAGCCUUGCACCCUGAGUAGGCUUCAUCCUGCAGUGUACUGAGCCUGCCAAUGUCACACAGGAGGAUCCUGCUCCAGAGAGUUCAGGCAAAGAUCAGAGAGCCUGGAUAUCAAAGCUGAAGUAGGAUUAUUAGAACAGGACUCGAGUCAGUGUAUUUCAAUUUCAGUCAGGUGUGAAACUGUAUUGUAUUCAUUUUCUGAAGAGGCUGAAGUUGAAUUAGCACUGACCUCGAAAACGUUGCAGCGUGUCGUUUUUGUGUUCUGUAAUGUCGCCAGCUUCUUUUACCUGGCUGUGCAGUGCAUAGCAUGUCGGUUGGACAGGUGUGCCUCAACAAGCUUUCAUUAAGUAACUAUAAUCUAUUUCAUUGUUGUCUCAUAUUAUCUCAGAGGAAAGGCCUAGGAUACCUUUGUAACCAUCGCAGUGCGAAUUGCUUCUAGUCCUCCAGUUGUCAUUGCUAAACCCAUGCACUUGUUUUGCCUCGUGUGUAUUUUGGAGGCUGUGCCUCCUGCAGACUAUGUGUCACCUGCUGUAUAGGAAUAUUAGAAUGAGAGAACUUCUAUUCAAGAAAUCACCACGAGACUUUAAUAGAAACAGAUCUACUUCAAACUUCACUCCCCUCAGAACAGCAAUAGAAUAUGGAUCAUAGUACUGCCAGGCCUCUUGUUGGACUCUGGUACAACAGGAGAGAUACACUGAUACUCUGUUACUAAAGCAAUAUGUGGUGUACUCCGAAUCUAUAGUCAAGAUGCAAACGGUCAAACAGAAAUGUUCAGAUAUGGCACUGAAAUCUAAUCUCUGGUUUAAGGCACUCCUGCAAAAAGCCUCAUUUCAAGGUAUGGUGUUCCCAUCAGUAGCUCUGUAGAAUGUAUCCGGAUGUGCAUAAAAUGAACAGUUUGUGCAUAAAUGUCUGUAUUCCCAAAACAUAUCAAGGAAUUCCAAAUAAAGAUACUAAUUGUUACUGGC
Osmerus eperlanus (European smelt) is the source of this 6671-nucleotide messenger RNA. RefSeq names its product aggrecan core protein-like. The transcript has 20 exons. Gene Ontology annotation, cellular component: perineuronal net; synapse. Lineage: Eukaryota; Metazoa; Chordata; Actinopteri; Osmeriformes; Osmeridae. The record is from RefSeq and is a predicted model, not a curated record. Gene Ontology annotation, biological process: positive regulation of neuroblast proliferation; skeletal system development; central nervous system development. Bases 267 to 4697 code for a protein of 1476 amino acids. Gene Ontology annotation, molecular function: calcium ion binding; hyaluronic acid binding.